AUGUCCUCCUCCACCUCUACCGACAUGUCCACCUGGGAAAAGGCCUACCACAACGCAUGGCGACACUUUCACACUCGAAUCUUGGACGUGUUGGAAAGACUAGCCUGGCAAAGUUCAUCCCCAGAGAACCGCCAAGAGACCAUCGAGCAGUUAGGCCGGCUUCCAAUUGAGGUAGACAGAAUCAGGACCACCGGCCAAGAGAUGUUUGAACAUGUUCCAGGAUGUCAGACUGUCCGAGACCAUCAUCUCACCUACUUCGCAAAUGAGUUUAUGCGGGACUGUCACAAGCUUGAUUUCAAGCUUGAUAUGCUGCUAUGGCGUCUCAUGAAUAGUCCAAGUAGCGACAGAAAAGUCUACAACAAUCUUCUCAUGCUACUUCAUACUAUCCAGGAUCGGGUUCCCAAUUAA
This is a messenger RNA of Penicillium crustosum, 408 nucleotides long. RefSeq lists its product as uncharacterized. The coding region runs from base 1 to 408 and encodes 135 amino acids. The transcript has a single exon. Lineage: Eukaryota; Fungi; Ascomycota; Eurotiomycetes; Eurotiales; Aspergillaceae. The record is from RefSeq and is a predicted model, not a curated record.